Molecule: messenger RNA, 1491 nt
Organism: Lodderomyces pseudojiufengensis
Lineage: Eukaryota; Fungi; Ascomycota; Pichiomycetes; Serinales; Debaryomycetaceae
Exons: 1
Coding region: 1-1491 (496 amino acids)
Source: RefSeq, a predicted model, not a curated record
AUGUUUGUAACAUUAAAAUAUAAAGCAAGAAAACGUCGAUCAAUACUGGAUGAUGAUUCAGAUUCAAAAUACUAUUCGAUGAAGAUCAGUAAUGAAUUUGAGGGAACUAAUGAAGAACCUAUGAUCGAUGUAGGAAAUGAACCAAUAAAUUCAAAUUAUAUCAGUCUCAAGAAAAACAACAAAGACGAACCUAUCUCACUACCUUCGUCAUCAUCAUCACAUACCUCCAAUUCAACAACACCUACAUCACCACAAAAUAAAAACACACAUUCAUCAAAUAUAACAACACCAAUUAAACAACAUUCCAAUUUAUUUGUAUCUAUAAAAACCACUCCGAAAAAAUUGCAAAUGUUAACUCCUUCAAAAAUUGUUAAACUACAGUAUUCCGAUAAAAAAACUCGAGACAAAUCAAGCAAAUCAAUAAUAGCGGAUGAUGAUAAAAUGCAAGAAGAAAAUUUGGAACCAUUUUCAAAACAAAAAUCUAAUGAACCCAAAGAUUUAUCAACUACAUCAAGAACUACAUCACCUCAUAUCAUAAGUUCAAAAAUUACAAAUUUAGACGAAAAAAUAGAUGAUUCAUCAAGAUCAGUUUCCUCUUCGCCGCUUAAAAAUCAGCUACAAUCAGAUUUAGAACAUGCAAAAUCCACAGGAACCCCACUGCCAAAAAUAAAUGCUCCACUUGAACAUGAUUUAAAUUUGUCAGAACAAGAUUUUGAAUAUAAUUUUCCAGAAAUUAAUCUUUCUGAUACAAAUGACACUCCAUUAGAAGACAAAAUCACAAAUACUUCUGCUGUUAUCGACAAACCAAAUGAACCUACCAAACGAAUAACGACUGAAAAACCAUCAUCAGUUGAAAAUAAUGAUAAUAAAAAUGAACUACCAGAUAAAGAAGAGCGAGAAGAUAGUUUGGAAAGAGAAUUAAACGAACUACUAGCAGAAGUACCAGAAUUUGAACCAAAAGAGACAGAAAAGAAUGAAAGAGAAGAUGAAGAAGAAGAUUCACACGUUGAACAAGUCUCGCCAAUACCAAUACCAUCACCUACACCAACACCAAAAUCUACACCAGCACCAAUGCCCUUACCAGCAGAAUCACCGGUACAGACACCAACCGAGACUGAAGUUGUUAUCGAACAAGAACAACACCCAACACCGAAAGUCAAUCGAAAAACAGUUCUUGAAUCUUUAGAAGAAAUAUCAAAAUAUGACGAAUUCAUGAAAGCUAUAAUAAAAGGUAAUGAAAAGGAAGAAGUAAAGGAGAAAUCAAGAAAUAAUCGAACACUAUUAAAAUCUCAACAACUUGAACUUGAUUGGUUGAAAAAUACAAUAAAUAUAGCUAAUAGAUUGCAUGAUUUGAAAGAUACUUAUAAAACUAUUCAACUGAUUAAGGAAAGAAGGAAACGUGGAAAGACUAAAUUAGCAAGUGGUGGAGAAAAUGAGCAAAAUUCUAUAAAUUUAGAUGAUGAGGAAGAAGGUGAUGAUGUUGAUUUGUAA